Xyrauchen texanus (razorback sucker) is the source of this 3661-nucleotide messenger RNA. Its product is annotated as GATOR complex protein MIOS. The transcript is spliced from 11 exons. Lineage: Eukaryota; Metazoa; Chordata; Actinopteri; Cypriniformes; Catostomidae. Gene Ontology annotation, molecular function: protein binding. Bases 71 to 2707 code for a protein of 878 amino acids. The record is from RefSeq and is a predicted model, not a curated record. Gene Ontology annotation, cellular component: cytoplasm. Gene Ontology annotation, biological process: positive regulation of TORC1 signaling; cellular response to amino acid starvation.
CGCGACUGAAAGAAACUUCAACAUGUUUGCUCGUCAAAUAUAAAUAUAUUGAAGAAGCCACUCUCCUGCCAUGUCGAGCGGUUAUAAACCAGAUAUCCUGUGGUCUCCUCAUCACGCAGACCGUUAUGUGAUCUGUGACACUGAACUCAGCCUGUUUCGGAUCGGACCAGCAGGAACCUCGGAAACCAAAGCUGGCUCUCUUCCCUUAUCCGAGGAGACAGCUGCCACACUGCUGGCCAUCAACUCAGACACCCCGUAUAUGAAAUGUGUGGCCUGGUAUCCAAAGUUUGAAACAUCUGAAUGUUUGCUGGCGGUGGGACAGGCCAAUGGCCGAGUUGUCCUGACCAGUCUGGGACAGAGUCACAACUCCAAAUGCAAAGAGCUGGUAGGUAAAGAGUUUGUGCCCAAGCACGCCCGACAGUGCAACACCCUUGCAUGGAACCCGGUGGACAGUAACUGGCUUGCUGCUGGUUUGGAUAAACAUCGGGCAGAUUUCUCGGUUCUGAUAUGGGACAUCAGUAGUAAGUUUUCUCCCGAGGCGGUACCUGUGGAGAAAGUUCGUCUGUCUGGAGAUGCAGACUCUGGGCUUGUAGUGACCAAGCCGCUGUACGAGUUGGGUCAGAAUGAUGCCUGUCUUUCUCUUUGUUGGCUCCCUCGUGAUCAUCAAAAGUUACUCUUGGCUGGGAUGCACAGAAAUCUGGCAAUCUUUGACCUGCGCAACACCAGCCAGAAGACUUUCGUGAACACCAAAGCCAUUCAGGGAGUAACGGUGGACCCUCACUUUCAAGAUCGCGUAGCGUCUUUCUUUGAAGGCCAAGUAGCCAUCUGGGACUUGCGCAAAUUUGAGAAACCAGUCUUCACUUUAACUGAGCAGCCCAAACCUUUGACUAAAGUGGCAUGGUGCCCGACUCGCAUGGGCCUGCUGGCCACGCUGACGCGCGACAGCAACAUUAUCCGUCUGUAUGACAUGCAACACACACCCAUGCCCUUCGGCGAUGAGGUCGAGCCUACCAUCAUUGAGCGCAGCGUACAGCCCUGCAGUGAGAGCAUUAUCAGUAGCUUUGCAUGGCAUCCAUCAGCGCAGAACCGCAUGGUGGUGGUAUCGCCCAACAGGGUCAUGAAUGACUUCACCGUCUUCGAACGCAUUUCAUUAGCCUGGAGUUCUACCACAUCGCUGAUGUGGGCAUGUGGGCGGCACCUCUAUGAAUGUGCAGAGGAUACUGGGCAGGGAACAGCUGCUUAUGAAAAGGACAUCGCCACCAAGAUGAGGGAACGCGCGCAGUCGCGCUACGGCCAUGAUACCGUACAGGUGUGGCGAAACCAUGUGUUGGCCGGAGGGGACGAACCCCAGCUGAGAUCGCUGUGGUAUACACUUCAUUUCAUGAAACAGUACACUGAAAAUGUGGAACAGAAGCAACAGAGCAAUAAAGAGUCGCUGAUCUACUCUGGCAUCAAAAAUAUUGUCAAGUUCAGCUCUGGUACUACAGAAACACUGCGGUGCUGGUCGGGUUCAGACAGACAGACUGAUGUACCACGGUAUCACAGCGAGGAGCGCAGUAUGGCCCUGCAGCUGUGUGGCUGGAUCAGUCAAGGGUCAGACAUCGAUGUGGAGCCCUUUUUGAAGACUCUAGAGCAGGAGGGCGAGUGGGAGAGAGCCGCAGCUGUCGCCCUCUUUAAUCUGGACAUCCGCCGGGCAAUCCAGAUUCUUAAUAAAGGAGCAUCAACAGAGAAAGGUGAUCUGAAUCUGAAUGUGGUGGCCAUGGCUCUGUCGGGUUACACAGAUGAGAAGACCUCUCUGUGGAGGGAGAUGUGCAGCUCUCUCAGACUCCAGCUGAAGAAACCCUACCUGUGUAUAAUGUUUGCCUUCCUCACCAGUGAACCUGGAGCAUAUGAUGGUGUCUUGUAUGAGAGUCAUGUGGCUGUCAGGGACCGAGUGGCCUUUGCAUGCAUGUUUCUAAAUGAUGCUCAGUUGCCUCGUUACAUAGACAAGCUGACCAAUGAGAUGAAAGAGGCUGGUAAUCUGGAGGGCAUUCUGUUGACAGGCCUGACGAAAGAUGGAGUGGAUCUUAUGGAGAGUUAUGUAGACCGUACUGGAGACGUGCAGACUGCCAGUUUCUGCAUGCUAAAGGGCUCCCCAGGAGAAGUGCUGAAGGACCCUCGAGUUCAGUGUUGGAUUGAGAACUAUCGCAAUCUGCUGGACGCCUGGAGGUUCUGGCAUAAACGGGCUGAAUUUGACAUUCAUAGGAGCAAAUUGGAUGCCAGCUCAAAACCGCUUGCACAGGUGUUUGUGAGCUGUAACUUCUGUGGAAAGUCUAUAUCAUACAGCUGCUCAGCGAUGCCACACCAGGGCCGUGGAUUCAGUCAGUAUGGGGUCAGUGGUUCGCCCACCAAGUCAAAGGUCACCAGUUGCCCAGGCUGUCGCAAACCGCUUCCACGCUGUGCACUCUGCCUAAUGAACAUGGGCACCCCUGUGUCCAGCUGCCCAGGCACAGGUAAAAUGGAUGAGAAAGUUGAUCUCACACGAGACAAAAAACUGGCACAGUUCAAUAACUGGUUCACCUGGUGCCACAACUGCCGGCAUGGGGGUCACGCAGGUCACAUGCUUAGCUGGUUUAGAGAUCACAACGAAUGUCCCGUCUCUGCCUGCACUUGUAAAUGCAUGCAGCUGGAUACCACAGGCAACCUGGUGCCUUCUGAUAGUGUAUAAUAGUAGUUUAGAGAUUUAAAUAUCCUGCUUUACUAGAAACCAGCUAGCUUUACUAAUAAGUAAUGAUAGUAAAGUUCUCACACUUUCAGGAGUCAAAGAGACAGCGUAUGCACACUUCACUGGCAUCAAUGUCAACAACUGGUGCUCUGUUGUGACAGAAACUAAAGCAGUUAGAUUACUGGGAUGAUGCUACCCAUGAUUAACUCACCCACCCACUGAUAGUUAGGUUUCCAGAGGCGUCCAACCUGCUUGAGAAGGAAUUUAUGUGAAUGACUGACAUGCACUAAUUCGUUGUGGUCCUAAAUUGAUCCGUAGCAAGAGUUAAAUGUGAAUAUGAAUCAAAUAAUUUCAGUAUUGUAUUUAGUGACUGAGAAAGAGUUUAAUGCAAAUAUUACAAUAAUUUUAACCUGAUGGGUUUGAAUACGUGGGAAUAAAGUUUUGUUAAUGUCUCAAAGUUAUUAUUAUUAUUCUUUGUUGUGUGGUCAUUGACUAUUACUUGACUUUGAAUUCAUGGAAUCAUAUUAUUGUUUUAUUGUUCUGUAUUUAUAACACAUUACUCAUAACCACUGUUAAUUGUUAAUUGAUUUGUAAACUGUUUGAAAUCUUCAAUAAGAGAAAAUAAAAAAAAUUCAACUAUUAUAUAUGAAGAAAUGACCAUGGUUAAGGCGACGGUUAUACAGCAGGAAAGGCAAAGUUCAGUCAAGAGAAAUGGCCUGAGGUUAGUUGUAAAGUACAAUUAAACGUCUAAAAAUAAUUUUUAAUUUGUUUUAAAAUUUCCUUUUUUUUUUUUUUUUUUUUAAAUGUGUAGGUUUAACAUUAGUGUCAGAUAGGCUGAUUGUUGAGUCUAAGAGUAAUGUAAUGUAAGAUGCUGUUUUGUUGUGCUUUAAUCAGUGCAACAACUUAGCAUCCUAACUAUUUAAAUGAUUGUGUCUCUAUUUUUGGAAAUAAAAAGAG